Messenger RNA from Acanthochromis polyacanthus (spiny chromis), 2094 nucleotides. It is a transcript of the gene tecrl2a, whose product is annotated as trans-2,3-enoyl-CoA reductase-like 2a. Gene Ontology annotation, molecular function: oxidoreductase activity, acting on the CH-CH group of donors. The transcript is spliced from 16 exons. The record is from RefSeq and is a predicted model, not a curated record. Bases 334 to 1338 code for a protein of 334 amino acids. Lineage: Eukaryota; Metazoa; Chordata; Actinopteri; Pomacentridae. Gene Ontology annotation, biological process: very long-chain fatty acid biosynthetic process.
UAGCGAGUGAGGGAGAGAAGAACACUGGGAAGAAUAAGGGGUCAGUCCAGAGAUUGUCCUCGAAUGGAGAGGAGCUGUGUCUGCUUGUACGAGAGGAAUGAAUGUAUGUGUUGUGUUUAGUUGUACUGAUGGUUAAUUUGAUUUUCUGGUACACAGAGGACAUAAUAACAAAAAGCCACCACCAUGAGCCGGACCACCUUCUUUGAGAUAACACAAGGCCUCUCCAGAGCAAGAGGCUCCUUUGAGUAAUCCGAGAUAGAGUCAAAGCUGGGGCCCUUUUUCCUGAUUCUGCUCCUGCCUUCAGUCAUGUCUCACUGGGCCUGAUGAGCAAUAAUGAAGAAGAAGAAGACAAGUAAUUUGCUUGAAGAAAGUGGAUGCAUGUUCAAAAUCCUGGCCUGUAAUAAAAGUAUUAAAAGAAAACUGCAGGUGGAGGUUCUCGAUGCCAAAACAAAGGAUCAGCUUUGCUUUUUAGAUAAGGUGGAGCCCAACUCAACAAUAGGAGACAUAAAGAGCCUUUUUCACAAAUCAUAUCCUCACUGGUAUCCAGCAAGACAGGCCCUGAAGCUUGAUCCCAAGGGAAAAUCACUCAGAGAUGAUGAAAUCCUGCAGAAUCUGCCUGUUGGGACCACUGCCACCAUGUAUUUCAAAGAUCUUGGUCCACAGUUAAGUUGGACUAUGGUGUUUCUUGCAGAGUAUAUCGGGCCUCUCCUCACCUACCUCCUCUUCUAUUUUCGAGUCCCGUACAUUUACUCACACAGACAUGCCUUUACCUCCAGUCCAUAUCCUGUUGUCACAUUGGCCUGUGUCUGUCAUACUUUCCACUACAUGAAGAGGCUAAUAGAGACUAUUUUCGUGCAUCGUUUCUCCCAUGGGACCAUGCCUCUCAGGACCAUAGUCAAGAAUUGUGCCUAUUACUGGGGUUUCUCAGCCUGGCUGGCCUAUUAUAUCAACCACCCUCUUUAUACUCCUCCAUCAUAUGGAGAACUUCAAGUCAACUAUGCACUAGCUCUAUUUGUGAUGUGUGAACUGGGCAACUUCUCCAUUCACCUGACUCUGAAUAAUCUCAGAGGAGAUGGAUCAAAGGGCAGAAGGUUUCCUGUGCCAACUAAGAACCCCUUCACAUGGUUGUUUUUCUUUGUAUCCUGUCCAAAUUACACAUAUGAGGUUGGAGCUUGGGUGAGCUUUUCCAUCAUGACCCAGUGUCUCCCAGUGGCGUUUUACACAUUUCUGGGGUUCAUUCAGAUGACCAUCUGGGCCAAAGGGAAGCACAGAGCCUACACCAGAGAGUUCAAGGACUAUCCCAGCCUCCGAGUGGCCAUUAUCCCUCUGAUUCUCUGAUAGUGGUUGAAGCAUGAACUCUUGCAGCAUGUAAGGGGAGUAACAAAGAAGUUUGCCGCUGCUGAACCCAGCACUAUGCAAUUUUUUUUUACCUAUGAAUGAGCUGAAACAAGUAGACACAGGAGCAAUAAUGUAGCAAUACACUUGAGCUGCUUGAAAAUGCUGUGAAUAUAAUUGUCUGUUUAAUUUCAGCAGCGACUCAAAUUUGAUUUGGCAUUCUGAUAUGAGCUAAAAGUUUGAUUAGACACGUUCACUGCUGUCAUAAUCUCUAUAUUUUGUUGACAUUUGUCACAGUAUUGGAUUUUAUAGUGCUCACUGCAAGCUGGCUCGUUAGAUACGUUUCUCCAUGAUCCAAGUUUUCAGGUUAUGUGAAAGAAUUACAACAUACUCUUCCUCACGAUAAAGUGCCUGUAGAAGCUAGAAACUAACAAAUUUAAAAUGUCAUGGCGUCCAUGUAGGAGUGCAGCAUCACUUUUAAGCUCUCAGAAGGAAUGCUGAUAAGCUAACGUUGAAUCAUGCCACAGUUAAGCUGUUCCGAUGUAUAUCUCAGAGUGUUUUCUUUUUCAUAGAAAUGGGAACUGUACAGUUUGAAAGGUAGCUUCUGACAUUAACGUGCAGAGGCCUUAUCAGGUAGUCAGUGAUAACUGCUGUGGUUUUCUAGUCCAUACUAUCUCAGGUUUUAUUGAACUGUUAGAAAAUGUUUUUUAUAAAAGUGAAUGUAUGUCUGAAUAAAAAUCCACAUCUUAAAGAAAAUUU